Sebastes umbrosus (honeycomb rockfish) is the source of this 4893-nucleotide messenger RNA. Its product is annotated as ADP-ribosylation factor-binding protein GGA1-like. Gene Ontology annotation, molecular function: small GTPase binding; phosphatidylinositol binding; ubiquitin binding. The record is from RefSeq and is a predicted model, not a curated record. The coding region runs from base 282 to 2057 and encodes 591 amino acids. Gene Ontology annotation, biological process: vesicle-mediated transport; intracellular protein transport. Gene Ontology annotation, cellular component: trans-Golgi network. NCBI's taxonomy places the organism in Eukaryota, Metazoa, Chordata, Actinopteri, Perciformes, Sebastidae. The transcript is spliced from 17 exons.
ACCAGGCGUGACAGGAGAGACAACACAGAGUCUUUUGUCUUCUCAUAAACGGAUCAUCAGCAGUGAAGAGGCGACAGACAGACAACACCCGAGGUUGCGAUACGAGACGCUCAUCAACAGCCAACAAGGCCACCAACCCUUUGAAUAAGGAGGCUGACUGGGACAAUAUCAAGGGCUUCUGUGAUCAGCUCAACGAUGAACCAGAAGGUCCCCAGCUUGCAACCAGACUUCUGGCCCACAAAAUCCAGUCUCCUCAGGAGUGGGAGGCUAGGCAAGCACUCAUGGUUCUGGAGACGUGCAUGCAGAACUGUGGAAAGCGAUUUCACAGCGAAGUGGGGAAGUUUCGUUUUCUCAACGAGCUCAUCAAGGUGGUGUCACCCAAGUAUUUGGGUGCCCGGGCUCCAGAUCCAGUGAAGAAGAAGGUGUUAGAAGUAAUGUACAGCUGGACAGUGAGGCUGCCUGAUGAGACCAAGAUAGCAGAUGCCUAUCAGAUGCUGAAAAAACAGGGCAUUGUCAAGCUGGAUCCUGUACUUCCUGAUGACAAGCCCCUCCUGCCCCCUCCACCCAGAGCCAAAAAUGUCAUCUUUGACGAUGAAGAGAAAUCCAAGACGCUGUCUCGCUUAUUGAACAGCGCGCACCAAGAAGAUCUAAGAGCAGCGAACAAGCUCAUUAAGGAAAUGGUACAGGAGGACCAAAAGCGUGUGGAGAAGGUAUCGAAGCGAUUGAACGCCAUCCAGGAGGUGAAGGAGAGUGUCAGCCUGCUGAGCCAGCUGCUGGAGGGCUACAGCACAGAGAGCUGCUCCCAGAGCAACCAGGAGCUCAUUAAGGAUCUUUACCAGCGCUGCGAAAAGAUGAGGCCUACACUAUUCCGAUUAGCAAGUGAUACAGAGGACAGUGAUGAUGCCUUAGCGGAUAUCUUACAGGCCAAUGAUAGCCUGACACAGGUCAUCAACCUGUACAGACAGCUGGUGAAGGGAGAGGAUGUGCCAAAGGAUGGUAUAACGAUGCCCUCACAACCAGGCAGCAGUAGCUCAGCACUUGUAGACCUGAUGGGACUUAACGCCAACACGGCGCCGUCUGACCCAGAGCCCUCCAGCCUCCAGAGUCUGACUCAGAACAUGGGCAUCAGCCUCUUGGAUGAUGAGCUCAUGUCACUAGGACUGAACGUAACGGAAAACUUCGACUCUCAGAACACUUUUCAGGUGCAAGUUUCCUCUGAUGGCACAGAAUCAUCUGCUACAUUGGUCCCUGCUGCAGUGUUGCUACCAGCUGUUGUACAAACACCGCAUGUUCCACCAGCAGGGGGCCCCACUGCUCCUCCUAAACCCAUGGAAGCGCUGGACUUGUUGGGGAAGACAUUGAUACAGCAGUCCCUACCUCCAGAGAGCCAGCAGGUCAAAUGGGAUAAGCUCCAACCUCAAUCCAGAGUCUCCUUACGAGAUAUGCAGACCAAGUCCAACGCCAACUCUAGAACCACCACCUCCUCCUCUGGUCCCGCUCCUGCUCCAGGGCCCACAUUGGCUGUUCAUCCAGAGCAGCCAGACACUCUCCUCCUCUCCAAUCUCAGUCUCGCAGCUGUAGAGAGAGGCUCUUUAGCUGCUACCGACCCCUACGACAACAUCUCUCUAGCUGACGUCACCGUGCCUCUGGAAGCAAUCAAACCUAGCAGCUUAUUACCUGUGGCCGUAUUCGACAAACACAGUCUCCGGGUUUUGUUCACCUUUGCCCGUGACUGUCCUCCAUCGCGGGCCGACGUGCUGGUGGUGAUCAUCUCCAUGCUGUCCUCGGCCCCCAUUCCUGUCACCAACAUCCGCUUUCAGGCAGCUGUACCAAAGGUGAUGAAAGUAAAGCUGCAGCCUCCCUCUAGCACCGAGCUCCCAGCCUUCAAUCCCAUCAUGCCUCCAGCCGCCAUCACACAGAUCCUGCUGUUGGCGAACCCUCACAAGGAAAAAGUACGUUUGCGGUACAAGCUGACAUUCAACCUGGGGGACAAAUCUCACGAUGAAUCUGGCGAUGUGGACCACUUCCCGCCUCCAAACACCUGGGGGAAGCUUUAGGGAGAAACCUCCUGUCAUCCGAUCUGCUGCUUCCUUUAGAUUUAGGUUGAAGUUGUCCCUCAUCGCUGGCUUGAGGCGAGACGGCCUCUUUACACUUCAGUUCGGUUUCAAACUCUGGUUUGGUAAUACAAACUGACACGAGACCAGUUGUGGGAACCAGCUUCUACCUUGUGCCUUCCUUCGUCGCCUUCCUGUCCUUAUUCGAUCAUCUCCGCCUUCCUGUAUCUCGUAGCUACAUAUUCUUCUUCCAACAGUCAUUCCAACGCAAACUGGCAGAAACAUUGAUUCAAUCCUGUGACUUUUGGGGAAACAAGUUGAGCCUUUUUAGAAACCGAAUGUGUGCAUUUGUCUGAUUAACACAAUCCUCUCAGAUGUCCUGUUAAUUACAUGUAACAGCUGGUGUCUCGCAUUAUUUCUCAACUCUUAAAGCAAGUGUCUGAUGCGUUCCUUCAUUUGGACAGUGUGAGCUAAAAUGUCCCACAUUCAGAGUAUUGUCACAGUUUGUGUGUCCAGUGUUUAUUCUGAGUAGGGUUGCAACAAAUCUUUAUUUCCUUUCAGUCCAUUAAUAAUGCUUUUCAGUUCAACUUAAAGCCAGUUACAUGCUUAAAGUGACGUUUACAGUUUGACCAACAGCUAAUACCCCCAAUGUGUUCAAUGUAUGAUAUGGAAUAGUCUGUAUUUUUACUUGAUAAAUAAUUUAAAUUCUGAUAAUCAAGUUAAUUUGCUAUCGAAUGAUGAAUUGAUUGUUUCAGCACUGCUUCAGUGUUCGAGGAAGAGAUGGUAGUAUGCUCAGUUUAUUCGCAAACCACUAGUGCUGCAUAGGGAAAUGAUGAAACUAAAUUAUCACUUAGAAAUCAUAGAAGUGGUUUUCCCUUUUAUCCGAUGGAGACAGUUCAGAGUAUGAGGAGUUGAUCUGAAAUGCAGUAAUAACUGGAAAAGUAUCAGGAGAAACCACAUCAGUGUGUCCUGGGAGCAUACAUAAUGAAUUGGUGCCUAGUUUCUAAGUAUUGCCUUGGUUUUAAUAUUUGUGUCUUGCAUGGGCAGUGUGUCUAAGUGUGUGUAUGCGUUGAGUGGGACUACAAAUGAAGGGUACUAAAUCUCUGCCCCUGUUAAAAUACUGAAAUUUAAGUUUUAAUUUCUGCACUUUUCUUUGUUUUUGGAAGAUUGGGACACUUUUUUUUUCCACUCAGGAUUUUGAUUUUGAGAGUUAUUUUACACAACAUGAACUUUCAUGCACUUUUUAAUUUUGCACAUGAAACCAUUCCAUAUUACAAUACGUUGUCUUUCCUCAUUUGCUGCCUUUCUGCUGUUGACUGACCCAAAUGGUGUGAAGUCCUGAGUCGACAUCGCUGACAUCCGGUUUGAUUCUACCACAUGUGCCUGAGAAGAACCGUUUGAUUUUCAUUUGCUUUUGUACAUAUAAGUAUACAAAUGACUAGUUUGAUCUUUGCUUCUGUUAUGUCCAUAUGUCCAUGUCCUUAUCAGAAACGAUUUUGUGAAACAAAUGACACAUCAAACGACGUUACAGAAUCAUCCUAAUAUCCACAGAGUCCACUGAGUUGAUUGGAGCACUGAGGGUCAUAAAGACUAAAGAUUAAAAUGAGAUUGGAGGCAGACUGGUUCCACCUAAGAAAUACGAUUCACGUGAAACUCCAAAUGUGUGUAACUACAACAAAGCUGGAGAUUCUGUUUAUAAUAUGAUCAAUUUAAGAAUUACCAACUGAGUAGUAUCGAUUGAUUGAUUAAUUUCUUACGGUAGGUCAACUCACAUCAAACAGUGCCAUUCUGAUAGGCUGUUUCAUAAUACUAUAAAUCAGCUAUUUCAUUUCCAUAGAGAAUAGGUUUUAUUUAUUUACAGCUACACCACCAACUUGUCUAGGUUUGGAAGGAGGAAAGCAAUAAUAAACAAAAAAGCAACCACCUUUCAGUCCUCCAUGUCUCGAGCAGAUUGUAAAUACUGAACAUUGCACGAUAUAUUGUAAACUAUGCAUUGAGGGGGCUGUAACAGGUUUGACCACGUCGUCAGAAUCAGAUUUAUCUUGUCCACACGUACCCAAAUUUGCCUUUUGUCAUUGCCUCAAGAACUUCAAGUUAAUUGCAGCCUCCAUCUUCUCCACUGUAUCCGCCUCUUUAGGAUGUACAGUGGCACAUUCUGAUGAUGAUGAUGAGAUAUAAAAGCUCUUCCUUCUUGACAGAGGGCUUGGUUUUAGGGUAUUAACUCAGCAAAUCAUCUGUAAUUUGUCAUCCCUGUCUGCACUGAUGGAUUACAGUUACAGACCCAGCUAUCGUACUGUUCCCACGACCAGGAAAGAUUUGCCUGAAACAUGAGACAGGCUACUCAUGUCUGACUCAUGUCACUGAGGUGCAUUUAUGGGUAGUACGCUACAAAGUUAGUGCCGAGCUCCCCUUUUAAAAACCUAUUACAGAUACAAAUCCCCAUCCUUUGUCACUUCAGUCUUAAAUAAUUACAUAAUCUCUAUGCUUCAGUAUGCAAUACACUGCAAGAAGUCAUGAACAUGGUCAAGCACUGUGCAUGCAAAUCUGUCAUCCUUGUCCAGCCUUCAAAUGAUCAAACAACCUCCUACAUUAACUUAGACUGGCAAGAAGAAAAACAAUUUAAAACAUGUAACUUAAGACCCAAAGUGUCAAUCAACCAAACUGGAUCCAGAUUUGUAAGGUUGAUACACAACUAAAAGUACAGGUGCAGCAAAACUAAGUGUUGUGACAAGUUAUGUAUGUGUGAUGGAAGGAAACCGUCUUUUCCAUUUGUGCUCCUAAUGUAAAUAAAAGCUUCACGCCAUGAUGUAUAUUUACCAAUAAAAGCAACACACAUGUA